GAGGUGCGGGAGAAAAACAUCAACUAAAAUUCUUCACAACACUAUCUAAAUGAACUGUCCCUUCUCUGCUACUCAAACAAUUGUAUCAGAAAAUAAUUUAAUUUGUUCUAUUGUUGGAAAUGAAAACUCCAGGAAGCGAAUGAAAUAGGUCCUUUGUGACCAGCUAGCAUGCACCAAUAUCAAUUUCAAUUUUUUAUCACCUCUCUAGUUUCAUACUACCUGCAUUAUAAGAGGGAGACAGAUUGAUAUCUAAUAAUCAUAUUCAUAUAUGUUAACCAGAGAAUCAGAUUGAUCAAAGAUGGAUGUCCUUGUCCAAAUAGAUAUUGGUGAUUAUGCACUUAUUUUAAAAAAUACAAAAAAUUUGCCUCCGAUGGAUAUAUAAAUGUGUUUGAAUCUGCAAGGAUUUUACAGCAUAUGUCAUCAAAUUAACAAGAUUAAUUGAGUCUACGUUCAUCCGAGCUUCAUAUCUGAUAUCCAUUCUUCACCGUACCAAUGUCUAAUUCUUCCAUGGCCAGCUUGACUUUUGCUGUUGGCAUUAUUGGCACUGUAUUAUCCCUUUUGGUGUUUGCCUCACCCAUCAAGACUUUUUGUAGAGUGGUAAAGAAGAAAUCAACAGAGAAUUACAAGGGAGCUCCAUAUAUAACGACGUUCUUGUGCACAAGUUUGUGGACUUCUUAUGGAGUUCUUAAGCCUGGUGGUUUCCAAAUCGCUAUAGUAAAUGGUGCUGGUGCUGUCUUUCAUUGCACCUACAUAAUUUUGUUCCUCGUAUAUUCACCUCAAGAUCAGAAGGUUAAGACGGCACUUUGGGUGGCUAUUUUGGACGUCGGUUUUCUAGGGACAGUCAUUUCAGUAACUCUUUUCGCUCUUCAUGGAACGAUCCAGCUUAGUGUUCUGGGAAUGUUUUGCUCCGGUUUAACUAUAAUCAUGUAUGCUUCACCUCUAUUAUCCAUGAAAAUGGUGAUACAGACAAAAAGCGUGGAGUACAUGCCAUUCCUGUUAUCGUUUUUCAUGUUUCUGAAUGCUGGCGUUUGGGCGUUGUAUUCUUUCCUCGUCAAAGAUUUCUUCAUUGGAAUACCAAAUUUGAUUGGGCUGAUAUUGGGCUCAACCCAGCUCACAGUUUAUGUAGUUUACAAAAAGAAGCAACCAGAAGCUACAAAGGGACCAAGGGUGGGCCUAAGCCUGGGAAAAGGAGCAUCCAACUACGAAGAGGCCCAGCUCAAGGAUGAGACUGUGAAAGUGGUAGUGGUCGAGAAGGCCCUCAAAAAGGUUAAAAGCCUUCCAAAGCCAGUUCUGAAUCACGAACACAUCCUCAAGAAGACACUCUCUUUUGGGGUAAACAAUUUACCCUCCACUUUUUGGAGUACUAAGCCUCAGCAGGAGGAUGUUGCCGUGGACGCAGAGGAAGCUCAAGUUUAAACCUUCACAUAUUAACACUUGCACUUCACGUGACUUGUUAAUCUUGUUCUUGUUAUUUAUUUACCCUAUAAUAGUUGUCAAAGAACAAGUAUAAGAAUAAUUAUCA
This is a messenger RNA of Glycine soja, 1522 nucleotides long. RefSeq names its product bidirectional sugar transporter SWEET16-like. Gene Ontology annotation, biological process: carbohydrate transport. NCBI's taxonomy places the organism in Eukaryota, Viridiplantae, Streptophyta, Magnoliopsida, Fabales, Fabaceae. Bases 493 to 1416 code for a protein of 307 amino acids. Gene Ontology annotation, cellular component: membrane. The record is from RefSeq and is a predicted model, not a curated record. Gene Ontology annotation, molecular function: sugar transmembrane transporter activity. The transcript is spliced from 6 exons.